GCGGCGGCCGCGGCGCUUCCGGCGCGCGGUAUGUCGGCGGCGGGGCUGGAGCGGCCGCAGGUGGUGGUGCACGCGCAGCAGUCGCUGAACUACACCGUCUUCGACUGCAAGUGGGUGCCGCGCAGCGCCCGCCUGCUGUGCCUCGGCAGCGCCCCGCGCGGCACCGGCGUGCUGCAGCUGUACGAGCUGCGCGGCGGGCGGCUGCUGCUGCUCAGCGAGAUCGAGAAGGCCAAGCCUAUAAAAUGCGCGACCUUCGGGGCCGCCUCCCUGCAGCAGAGGCACCUGGCAACGGGGGACUUCGCGGGCAGCCUCAGCAUCUGGAAUUUAGAAGCUCCCGAAAUACCCGUGUAUUCCGUGAAAGGGCAUAAGGAAAUCAUUAACAGCAUCGAUGGCGUGGGAGGCCUGGGGAUUGGGGAAGGCGCACCCGAAAUUGUGACGGGCAGUCGAGAUGGAACUGUGAAGGUGUGGGACCCGCGGCAGAAGGAGACUCCUGUGGCUAACAUGGAACCCGCGCAGGGAGAGAGCAAAAGGGACUGCUGGACUGUGGCUUUUGGCAACGCUUACAAUCAAGAGGAACGUGUUGUUUGUGCUGGAUAUGACAAUGGGGACAUCAAAUUGUUUGACUUAAGAACCAUGUCACUGCGAUGGGAGACCAACAUUAAGAAUGGGGUUUGCAGCGUGGAGUUUGACAGAAAAGAUGUGAAUAUGAACAAGCUAGUGGCCACGUCACUGGAGGGAAAAUUUCAUGUUUUCGAUAUGAGGACUCAGCACCCAACUAAAGGUUUUGCUUCUGUUUCAGAGAAGGCGCACAAAUCCACCAUAUGGCAGGUUCGGCACCUCCCACAGAACAGAGAUGUAUUUAUGACGAGUGGAGGAGCUGGGAGCCUUCAUCUCUGGAAAUAUGAGUACCCAGCUCAGCGCUCAAAGAAGGACUCGGAAGGAGCUGAGAUGGGGGUGGCAGGUUCUGUCAGCCUCCUGCAGAAUGUGACUCUGUCAACACAGCCGAUUUCCAGCCUAGAUUGGAGCCCUGACAAAAAGGGACUGUGUGUUUGUGGUGCCUUUGACCAAACUGUGAGGGUACUGAUAGUUACCAAGCUUAACAAAGUUUGACAGGAAAACUAGGAUUUCUGAUGAGAAAGCAAUAUAGUUUGCAGUCUGUAAAUAUGGGAGGGAGGGCUCUGCUGUUUUUAAUUUAAUUUCUCCCUUGUUAGAACUGGAUUAAAGAAAUAGCAACCAGAUCUUUCUAUUGAAAGUUCAGAUACACGCACUUAAGAGUUGUUUGAUUGUGCUGUGAUGACUUGAAAAAGUUUCCUGGGCAUAAAACUUCUACCUUCUGGAAAUGUGAAUUUACAUUAAAAUAAAAUGUGCCUUUGCAUUAACACAACCCGUAACUUAAAUCACAUCAAUUGCUUGUGUUCGGUUUAACCACAGUGCAAAUCCAUUUGUGCUUGUGGAAUUGUUUGGCUGUUUUGCAUGUAGUGAUGUCCAUGUGCAUUCAUGCAGUGGAAACCACUACAUGCAUCCCCUAUAGAAACUCUGUGCUUACUGGAUAUGUUAGUUAGAAUGUUUGUUAAAGUGACUUAGAAUUCUUUAAUACACUAUAGGAACUACAAUGAGUACUAAAUAUCCAGGUUUAAUGGUGUAAUGUUUUUGUUGCAGAUGGUAUCCAAAUUAAACUCUUGCACAAAAUGCACUGUUUUAUUAUUUUAGUUUGGUUUUGUAAUAAGUUUUUAAUGUUCUGUUGAUUUUUUUUUUUAUAUCUGUUUUUAACUUUGUAUUCCACAAAUAAAAUUAUUUGGGGCAUUGUUUCAAUAUGAAUAAAGUAUAUUAUUCAGA
Molecule: messenger RNA, 1836 nt
Organism: Gallus gallus (chicken)
Lineage: Eukaryota; Metazoa; Chordata; Aves; Galliformes; Phasianidae
Gene: DNAAF10
Product: dynein axonemal assembly factor 10
Exons: 8
Coding region: 31-1110 (359 amino acids)
Molecular function (GO): ubiquitin binding
Source: RefSeq, marked validated